This is a messenger RNA of Salmo salar (Atlantic salmon), 3178 nucleotides long. It is a transcript of the gene lkha4, whose product is annotated as Leukotriene A-4 hydrolase. NCBI's taxonomy places the organism in Eukaryota, Metazoa, Chordata, Actinopteri, Salmoniformes, Salmonidae. The record is from RefSeq and is a predicted model, not a curated record. Gene Ontology annotation, biological process: proteolysis; leukotriene biosynthetic process; peptide catabolic process. Gene Ontology annotation, cellular component: nucleus; cytosol. Gene Ontology annotation, molecular function: epoxide hydrolase activity; aminopeptidase activity; leukotriene-A4 hydrolase activity.
GUAAACUACAACUCCCACAAUGCAUGCAGCAGGGCGCUGUCAGAUGGACGUGCGGUGAGUUGGGUUGUAGUUCAUAGCUAAUGCAAGUGUUUAGAGUUCUCUCAUGAUCCUGGACCGAACAUGACUUCAGCUACAGACCCCUGCUCAUUUUCCUCAUUUUCCAAGUGCGUUACCAAGCACCUGAAUCUCACCUUCCAUGUGGAUUUUGACAGCCAUGUCCUCAAAGCUAAGGUCGCGCUCACCGUGGAGGUUUUAGUGGAUAAUUUCACGUCUUUGACCCUUGACACGAAGGACCUGAAGGUCUCCAAGGUAACAGCCAAUGGACAGGCAGCAAAGUUCACUCUGGGAGCCAAGCACAGCUUCAUGGGAACCCCUUUGGAGAUCACACUGCCAUUUGACCUCUCCAGGGGUCAGUAUGUGAUCGUGGAGGUGACUUAUGAGACGGCUCCUAGUGCUUCUGCGCUGCAGUGGCUCACUCCUGAACAGACUGCUGGGAAGAAACACCCCUACCUCUUCAGCCAGUGCCAGGCCACCCAUUGCAGGAGCAUGGUACCCUGCCAGGAUACUCCUGCUAUGAAACACACCUACUAUGCCCAGGUGUCUGUCCCCAAGGAGCUGGUGGCUGUGAUGAGUGCUUUACGGGACGGAGAGGAGCCUGAUCCCCAGGACAGCAGCCGGAUCAUCUACCGCUUCAGACAACCAGUGCCCAUGCCCUGUUACCUCAUUGCCAUCGUGGUGGGAGCUCUGGAGAGCAGAGAGAUUGGGCCCAGGUCUCGUGUUUGGUCAGAGAAGGAGUUUGUGGACAAGGCAGCAUAUGAGUUCUCAGAGACAGAGACCAUGUUGAAGACCGCUGAGGGCCUUGCGGGGCCGUAUGUGUGGGGCCAGUAUGACAUCCUGGUCCUGCCCCCCUCCUUCCCAUAUGGAGGCAUGGAGAACCCCUGCCUUACCUUUGCCACCCCCACGCUUCUGGCUGGAGACAGAUCCUUGUCCAGUGUCAUAGCCCAUGAGAUCUCUCACAGCUGGACUGGCAACUUGGUGACCAACAAGACCUGGGAGCACUUCUGGCUGAACGAGGGUCACACGGUGUACCUUGAGAGAAUGAUUGGCAGGUCUAUGGAGAGUGAACAGUUCAGACAGUUCAAGGCCAUGGGCGGCUGGAAGGACCUGCAGGAAUCGGUGAACACGUUUGGGGCCAACAACCCUCUGACCAACCUGGUUCCCAACCUGAAUGAGGUGGACCUUGACGAAGCCUUCUCCUCUGUCCCCUACGAGAAGGGUUUCUCUCUUCUCUAUCACCUGGAGGAGCUCAUGGGAGGACCUGAGGUGUUUAUGGGUUUUGUUAAGUCGUACAUCCAGCUGUUUUCUUACAGCAGCGUCACUACUGAGGAGUGGAAGCACUACCUCUUCACCUAUUUUAAGAACAAGGUGGGCAUCCUGAAUAAGGUGGACUGGAACGCCUGGAUGUACACCCCUGGGAUGCCUCCCGUCAAACCACAAUAUGACAGCACCAUGGCAGACGCCUGCAUCGCGCUGUGUAAGAGAUGGGUGAAGACCAAGGAGGGGGAUCUGGGGAAUUUCAGUGAGGUGGAUGUGAAGACUCUCUCCACCCACCAGCUCAUAGAGUUCCUGUCUCUGCUCUUGCAAGAGGAGCCCCUCCCCCUGAGCCAUGUGAAGAGGAUGCAGGAAGUGUACCAACUCAACGCCUUCAACAACGCAGAGAUCCGCUUCAGGUGGCUGCGGCUGUGUGUCAAGUCCAAGUGGGAGGAUGCCGUUCCCAUGGCACUGAAGAUGGCGACAGAGCAGGGGAGGAUGAAGUUCACACGGCCACUAUUCAAAGAAGUGUAUAACUUUGAUAAGUAUCAUGAGGAGGCGGUGCGUGUGUUCAUAGCCCACCGGGCAGCCAUGCACCCGGUAACAGCCAAUCUGGUGGCCAAGGACCUGAAGGUGGACACCGACAAGAGCACCUGAUUCUAAUUGGAAUCCCACCAGAAGCACUCCAAGACUGGCAUUAUUACCGGUUCACACACCCCACCCCGUUGCCGGAAACGACCAGAGAAAGCUAGAGAGAAGCUUCCAGCCGCACCCCCACUUUUUAAUAACAGUCUCUACUUUGCUUGGCAGCUAUUCAGAAUUGGCUUGUUUCUGUUUGUUUUACAUUAAUGUUUGUGAUAUGUCGAGCAGGGUUGGGGUCAAUUCUGAAUUUUUGAAUUUAAUUCAAUUUGAAUUGGCCACACCCCACAGGAAACAGAAUUUGAAUUGAAGGAAGUAGAAUUUAUUUAAACCAAUUAAACUAAGGCCUGAAGUCUAUUAAUUUUACAAGUCUUUUAUAAAAAGCAUAUGCCACUUAUUAAUGCAAAGAAUACACAUGCCAUUUUAAAUAUUAUGGCUCUAUUCAGUCAGAUCUGCUUUAGCAGACAUCCGCAACGGAGGUGGAAUUGUUAGAUCUGUCAACUCUACACGGCAUUGCAUUAACAGAAAUCCCAUGAAGCCUUGUUUACAAGUUGAACACUGGGAUGUGAGAUGUAAUCUACACCUCGAUUAGGAUGAUCGAAAUUCUCAUUUUGUUUAAUGAUUUUUCAAUUUGAGCAUAAUUGUUUCUAUAUAGCCUAAACUUUCUUGUUCUGAAUUUCUAAUGCAAAGAAUACUAUCGCAGGUUAACAGUUGAUCUGAUUGAAUAUAGGCUUUAGUUUGAUUAUAACUCAAACCAGUAUUUUUCUUUGUCAUUAUAGGUUAGCUUAUUCCCUUUCAUACAAUUGUUUUAUCUAAUAACUUCUGGGAAAUGUAUUUGGAUAUUUAAAAACAUGAAGGGAAUUAUUAUAGACAACCCACAACAUGAUCUUAGAGUAUUUCAGACCACUGUAAUUAUUUCAAAUUGUUUUAAGAGAAUGAGUUUUAAAAAUGAAAUGUUUCCUUAUGGUAUUGGUAACCAUACAUGAUGUCAAAACAAACAUUUCUAUCAUAAUGUGUAGAAUUCGCAACUCAAUUCAGAAUUGACUUCAACCCAGACAUCGAGGUAUUCAUCUCAGGGCAAAUAAGUUUUUUAUUUAAUACAUUUCUUUUGGAAACUCAUUUUAGAAUGGUUAAAUCUUGUCCAGAAUGCAAAUACAGAACCUGUGUGAAUUAGUUGCAAUUAUCUCAUGCUUUCUUUGACGCCAUUAAACACCAUUAUCAGAGAGUA